AUGAAUGCGAUUAAAAGGUUUCACAAAUUAGAAAGUAAACUGAUCAAUGAUACAGUCAUACGUCAACAAUAUUCGGAGUUCAUGAGGGAAUAUGAAAAACUCGGGCACAUGACCAAGGUGCCGACGUGGGCAACGGAAGUGGAUGGAAAGGGAGUUUUUUACCUACCACAUCAUGGUGUCGUGAAGGAUAGUGCAACCACUAAACUACGAGUGGUGUUCGAUGCAUCCGCCAAAACAGGAAACGGUAUUUCGUUGAAUGAUACGCUAAUGGUGGGUCCUACAAUACAGGAAGAUCUUUUUGCUAUAAUCAUUCGUUUUAGACAACACAAUGUAGCAAUGGUAGCGGACAUAGAGAAGAUGUACCGGCAGGUGGAAAUUGUAGAAGAGCAACGUGAUUUACAGCGAAUUAUGUGGCGUUCGGAUCCAAACCUGCCUCUAGAAGUCUACACAUUAAACACCGUAACAUACGGCACAGCUCCAGCUUCAUUCAUUGCUAUACGAUGCUUGCACCAACUCGCUUUAGAAAACAGUAAAAAGUACCCAGUAGCAUCACAAGUAAUAACUCGCGAUUUUUAUGUUGAUGACCUCAUCACUUGUACAGACACCAUUGAAAAUGCACAAAUUUUGAGGCAAAACAUCACCAACAUUUUAGAAAGUGGAUCCUUUCCUCUUCGGAAGUGGAAAACUAACAAACCAAACAUUUUCAACGAUAUUAACAACAUUUCAGAUCUACCAGAUCAUUAUCUAUCAACCGAUGACCAAUCAAAAAAUUUAGGGCUUGUCUGGAACUCUCAAUCAGACACGCUACAUUUCAGCACAGAUUCAAUACAAAUUGAAAAUAACAAUUUCACAAAACGCGAAAUACUCUCCGUAAUUGCUCAGUUAUUCGAUCCAUUGGGCUUGGUCGGUCCAGUAAUUGUUAAAGCCAAAGUUAUCAUGCAAAAACUUUGGCAGCACAAAGUAGAUUGGGAUCAAAUUGCUCCUUCACCAAUAAUUUCAGACGAUGCAUCUACUAUCGCGUAUGGUGCGUGUUCAUACCUACGAACUGUAGAUAACUCCGGACAAUGCUCUGUACGUUUAAUUUGUGCUAAAUCAAGAGUAGCACCUUUAAAGGUUGUCACGUUGCCACGCUUGGAGCUAAACGCAGCUUUAUUAGCAACGAAUCUGACAGCUAAGCUCAUGGAGGCUUUUACUUGUCGUAUAUCUAACAUUUUUUAUUAUACUGAUUCAACCAUCGUUUUAUCGUGGUUAAAUACGGAACCCGCACUUUUAAAAACAUUUGUAGCAAACCGCGUAGCGGACAUACAAGGAAAAUCCAAAAUCGAAAAUUGGCAACAUGUAAAAUCCGAACAUAACGCGGCUGACAUCAUCUCGAGAGGAUCACUACCCAGUCAGCUGCUCGAAUGCGACAUGUGGUGGAACGGGCCAUUCUUUCUAAGCAAUCCUAAUCGACCGGUCACGAAUAAUAAUUUUUUACCACUCAUUGAAUUACCAGAGGUGGAGGCCACUCUUAAUUCUAGACCUCUAAUCCCAUUAACCGAUGAUCCCAACGACCUUUGUCCUUUAACUCCCAGUCACUUUUUAAUUGGCGACGUGUUGAAGGCCAUACCUCAAUCAAACGUUCAGCAAAUACCAGUUAACAGGCUAUCAACGUAUCAUGCACUGCAGCAAAUGUAUCAUCAUUAUUGGCGACGUUGGUCUUCCGAAUACGUCUCAACUUUGCAGCAACGUGUAAAGUGGAAAACUGCAAGUAAAGAACUUCUCAAUAUAGGAGCUCUCGCCUUAUUGAAGGAUAAGAAUUCGCCGCCAUUGUAUUGGGCUUUAGCUCGCAUUGUUAAGCUGCAUCCAGGCAGCGAUGGCAUCACUAGAGUAGUUACCCUCCGUGCGAAGAAUGGAAUCCCGAGGAGGGCGGUGUCAGAAAUUUGCGUCCUACCCAUAGACGUUUAA
Molecule: messenger RNA, 1947 nt
Organism: Diorhabda carinulata
Lineage: Eukaryota; Metazoa; Arthropoda; Insecta; Coleoptera; Chrysomelidae
Exons: 3
Coding region: 1-1947 (648 amino acids)
Source: RefSeq, a predicted model, not a curated record